Molecule: messenger RNA, 1035 nt
Organism: Zasmidium cellare ATCC 36951
Lineage: Eukaryota; Fungi; Ascomycota; Dothideomycetes; Mycosphaerellales; Mycosphaerellaceae
Exons: 2
Coding region: 1-1035 (344 amino acids)
Biological process (GO): proteolysis
Molecular function (GO): aspartic-type endopeptidase activity
Source: RefSeq, a predicted model, not a curated record
AUGGCCCACUACCAUACUUACACCAAAUACCACCGUCCGGCACCAGAGCAUGUCCAGAAGGCCGCUGCUGCGGAUGCUGGCACGGGAUCCGUUUCGGCCACGGCUGAGCAGUACGAUUCCGAGUACAUCUGUCCGGUGACUGUUGGCAAUGAUCAACUCAAUCUUGAUUUUGAUACUGGUAGCUCGGAUCUCUGGGUCUUCUCCACCAUCACCCCCAGCAGCGAGUCCUCCGGCCACAACCUCUACAACCCCAACUCCGGCUCCUCCGAGCAAGGCGAAACCUGGUCCAUCACCUAUGGCGACGGCUCCGGCUCCUCAGGAGUCGUCUACGCCGACACCGUCGUGGUUGGCGGCGCCACCGUGACCUCCCAAGCCGUCGAAGCCGCCACCAGCGUGUCCUCGACGUUCACCAGCGGCAACAGCGACGGCCUGCUCGGCCUCGGCUACGAAAGCGGCAACACCUGCACGCCCUCGCAAUGCCAGACGUUCUUCGGCAACUUCCAAUCCUCCGCCUCCUCCGCCCUCUUCACCGCCGACCUGCAGUCCUCCGGCGGCAGCUACGACUUCGGCUACAUCGACGCGAGCAAGUACUCCGGCUCGAUCACCUACGUCCCCACCCUGCAGCAGAACCCCUCGUACUGGGACUUCACGGCCGACAGCGACGCCAACGGCAACGCCAUCGGCUACUCCAUCAUGGACACGGGCACCUCGCUCUGGUACCUCCCCUCUGCCUCCGUCUCAGGCUACUACGCCAACGUCCCCAGCGCGCAGGACUCCUCCUCCGCCGGCGGGUACGUCUUCAGCUGCGACGAGAGUCUCCCCGAUUUCUCGGUCGGGAUCGGUGGGACGACGUUUACGGUUCCUGGGGCGGCGCUGAAUUUCCAGCCGCUGGGGGAUGGGAGUGGGGAUUGUUUUGGGGGGUUGCAGGUUGAUGAUGGGUUGCCCGGGAGUAUUUUUGGGGAUGUGUUUAUGAAGAACUUCUUCGUUGUGUUUGAUCUUGGGAAUAACCAGGUUGGUGUGGCGAGUCAGUCGUAG